UCCCGCUCAUUUGCAAUUAAAAUGGAAGAUAUAUAUUCAUUUAUAAAACAUGAGAUAGGUUCAGAAAGAAUGGUAUAGCUAAUUUAGAUUAUAGGUUACAAGAACUCAUUUAUUAUAAAAAUUUCCAGAUGAAAGACUUCAAGCUAUUUAGUAUAUUCUUUGGUUACAAUUUAUUUUAGAGCAUUUAAUAAAUAUUAUGAAUAGAAUGCCCAACAAGUGGAUGCUGUUUUCACAGUAUUGCAAGAAGCCGAUGAUGGAAAUGGCUUAAUUAGUUCAUUAUUAUCUGCAGAUCAAAUAAAUAAGAAUAUGAAGAUUAAGGAUAUUUCAUUAUAUGCCUUAGCGGAUAAAAACCAGAUUGUAGAUGAAGACCUCUUUCCACCUUCCUUUGGGUAUGCUGCUCAUCAAUAUAAUUUAGAGGACAAGCACCUCUUAAAGUGACUGUUCAUGAAGUGAAUUUAUCAAGUUUAGUGCAAGCCAUGACAGUAGAGUCCUAAAAAGUAGUUGUAAAUAAAAAGGUUGAUGGAUUGGAUCAUAAGAGAAAAAAUGAUUCCUCAGAUUUGAACACGUAAGCCAAUGUAUCAAAACAACUAAAAUCCACAGAUCCAGCCAAAAAUGAUUCUUUAAAAAUGAUGAAUGAAAACAAUACUGUAGCUUAAGAAACAAUUAAUAAAGAAUCGAAAGCAUAAUAAGAUUCUGUAAUGAAGAAGCCUAAGAUUGUAUUGAAGAGCAAACAAUCAGACUAAUCUCAAAGUUAAAAUUAGGUUAAAGAAUAAAAUCUAUUACCAAUCAUUGAAGAGUUCGUUAUAAAGAAUGAUCCAAUCAUUGAAGAACCAGUCAAAGAAGUUUAAACAAAAAACCAAGAAGUCAAACCUUCUGAACCUGUAGUAAAUAUACCAAAUAAAACUUCAAAACCCAAAACUUCAUCAGCUGGGGCAGGCUCUAUGAAAUUAGAUAACUUUUUUAAGAAAAAAUGA
Paramecium octaurelia is the source of this 974-nucleotide messenger RNA. The record is from the annotation of a GenBank genome assembly. Lineage: Eukaryota; Ciliophora; Oligohymenophorea; Peniculida; Parameciidae.